Messenger RNA from Quercus lobata, 1431 nucleotides. RefSeq lists its product as uncharacterized. The record is from RefSeq and is a predicted model, not a curated record. Lineage: Eukaryota; Viridiplantae; Streptophyta; Magnoliopsida; Fagales; Fagaceae. Bases 1 to 1431 code for a protein of 476 amino acids. The transcript has a single exon.
AUGGCGGAGGAAGUCAUCAAUAGUUUGGAAAACAUGAAACUGACUACAGAAGAAGAAGAGGUUAUUGCUAUUUCGGAGGAGGGUCGUCAGGAAGAAAUUGAAAGUUGUGUGCUAAGUCUAAUUGGGAAAAUUCUUACGUGUAAGCCUUUUAACAAGAAAGCAGCCCAGAAUACGUUGAGAAGAGCUUGGGGGCUGAAUGAGGAGCUGCAGAUUAUUGAAGUGGGGGCAAACCUAUUCCAAUUUAAAUUCAGAUCAGAGUUUGAGAUGGAGCGGGUGUGGAAAGGCGGGCCGUGGACAUUUGAUAAUCAAGUUUUAAUGUUGCGUAAAUGGCAACCAGGGAUGACAGCAAAGAAUGUUCAGUUUGAAGCAGUUCCACUAUGGGUGCAAAUUUGGGAUGCUCCAUUUGAUAUGACAUGUCCCAGAGUUGCGAGAGAGGUGGGGAGUAGAUUGGGUGUAGUGGAAGAGGUUGAACGGAGACAAAGGCAAGACCAGCAGAACCUGUUCAUGAGAGUCAAGGUGGCCAUUCCAAUAUCCAAACCGUUGAGGCGGGGAGGUUAUCUAGCAGGAUCGGAUGGGGAAAAGGUCUGGACCACGUUUAAGUAUGAGCGCUUGCCAAUGUUCUGUCACCACUGUGGGCUGAUGGGGCAUGAUAUCAAGCAUUGUGCGAAGUACUUUGCAUUAACAAAGAAUGGUAAGGAAGCUCCUAUGCAAUAUGGCGAGUGGUUGAAAGCAAGUGGAGGGCGGAUGUGGCAAAACCCAGGGCGGCAGUCCAGAAACAAUACGGCGGAGGAGGAAGGAAGAGUGAAACCCAACGAUCUGGGUAGGGCGGCGGCUGCUAGACACGAUGAGGAAAACCCUAGCGAGCAAGACGGUAACGGAAAAGGGAAUAACGGUAAGGUGGGGAAUAAUAAAGAAGCUGGAGUUAAUGGGGGCGAGAUUUCAGCGCAUUUUGAAACGAAUAUGGAUUGGCUAUCAACGGGCGAUAUGAGCAUUAAUUCUUUGGGGAGGAAUCCGGAGUCAAAUAGGAAUAAUGAGGAGUUAUUGCUGCAUGAUCCAAGGAGCAUGGUGCAUGAAGGAGGGAACGUAAAUCAUGAAGAAAAAAAAGAGAUGCAUGAAGAACGGUUAGUAAGGCUUGUAGAGCAGAACGUGGGGCCAGGGGAAAGUCAGCGUGUGGAAGAGAAGGCAAGUAAUGGGCCAAAGGGGACUAAAUCAAGGCCCACAUGGACCAGGAUAGCCCGUGUGAGUGAAGGAAGUAAAAACUCAGGCUUUACUGAGCCCAACAUGAUAUUAGGCAAACGGAGUGUGCAACUUAGAGAAGGGGACAGUGAAGCAGAGAUGGGGGGUCAAAUGAGCAAACGUGAGAAGUUACAGGAGGAUGAUAUUACCAGCAGAACGGCAGGGGUGCAGGAUCACCCUUGCCGAGCACAAUGA